Messenger RNA from Liolophura sinensis, 1775 nucleotides. Its product is annotated as mothers against decapentaplegic homolog 3-like. Bases 147 to 1406 code for a protein of 419 amino acids. Lineage: Eukaryota; Metazoa; Mollusca; Polyplacophora; Chitonida; Chitonidae. Gene Ontology annotation, biological process: activin receptor signaling pathway; cell differentiation; positive regulation of transcription by RNA polymerase II. The transcript has 9 exons. The record is from RefSeq and is a predicted model, not a curated record. Gene Ontology annotation, cellular component: heteromeric SMAD protein complex. Gene Ontology annotation, molecular function: I-SMAD binding; RNA polymerase II cis-regulatory region sequence-specific DNA binding; DNA-binding transcription factor activity, RNA polymerase II-specific.
GGAGAACGUGUUGGAAGCAGGGUGCUAAUUGCUUGGGAAACAAUAGAUUAUCCUUUUUGUAUUAACAAAGCACGUGCCUGGCGAUAAGACUACAAAACGGGGGUGCCGUGCAGGACUCGGUCAGAGCGCUAUCUGUGUUGUUAGCCAUGAUGUCUCUCUCACCGUUCACCCCACCAAUUGUCAAAAGAUUGCUGGGCUGGAAGAAGGGAGACCCCGAUAAAGACGAAAAGUGGAGCGAAAAGGCCGUUAAGAGCUUAGUGAAAAAGCUAAAGAAGACUGGUGGACUGGAUGAACUGGAAAAAGCAAUACGCACAACAGAUUCGGCGACAAAGUGCAUUACGAUUCCAAGAUCGCUGGAUGGCCGGCUGCAGGUGUCUCAUCGUAAAGGCCUUCCUCAUGUGAUCUACUGUCGUCUAUGGCGCUGGCCCGACCUCCAGAAUCAUCAGGAGCUGAGGGCUGUGGACAACUGUGAAUACUCGUUCCACCUGAAACGCGACGAAGUCUGUGUCAAUCCCUUCCAUUACACUCGCAUAGAACCACCAGUGUUACCACCGGUUUUGGUGCCUUGUCAGCCUCCCAGUGAUCUGCCCGAAGUCCGUCCCCCAUUGGAUGAUUACACCACCACAGUCCCCGAGAACACAGACUUCCCCGUGGGGGUGGGAGACAACUCAUUCAGUAUGCCAGAUACUCCACCCCCCUGCUACAGAAGUGAGGACGGCGAAAAUUCAAAUGAUAACAGUGGAUCAGAGGGUGUAGAUUUAUCUCCAAUUGCCAGUCCUGCUAUGGAUGUUCAACCUGUAACAUACAAGGAGCCAGUUUUCUGGUGCUCAAUAGCGUACUACGAACUCAACACCCGAGUGGGCGAGCCCUUUCAUGCUUCCCAGCCUUCGCUUACGGUAGAUGGUUUUACAGACCCGUCAAACUCGGAGCGAUUUUGUCUCGGCCUUCUCUCAAAUAUUAAUCGUACUCAGCAAGUGGAGACGACUCGCCGACAUAUAGGAAAAGGUGUCCGUCUGUAUUACAUCGGCGGUGAGGUGUUCGCAGAGUGUCUGAGCGAGAAUGCUGUGUUUGUACAGAGUCCCAACUGCAACCAGCGGUAUGGCUGGCACCCAGCGACAGUGUGCAAAAUACCACCUGGCUGUAACUUGAAGAUUUUCAACAACCAGGAGUUUGCAGCUCUCUUGGCUCAGUCUGUGAACCAGGGCUUUGAAUCUGUCUAUCAGCUAACCAGGAUGUGUACCAUCAGAAUGAGUUUUGUCAAAGGCUGGGGAGCAGAGUACAGACGUCAGACGGUAACCAGUACGCCAUCUUGGAUUGAGAUUCACUUGAAUGGCCCAUUGCAGUGGCUGGAUCGGGUUUUGACCCAAAUGGGUUCACCAGGGUUACCGUGCUCCAGCAUGUCAUAGUGCCAGCAGCGAUCUACGACUUUGAUUGGAUGAAACAUCCAAGGAAAUCUGCAUACCAAUUUUUCUACAUGUUAAUUGGCCAGUUGGAAUCGAUGCUCACCGGAAUGAUUUUUCUUUAAAUCAGUCAGAUACCCGGAUAUAUUACGAAUUUAAUAUCAAACAAGAAAUUCAAUCUUUGCUUUAAUAUCCAGAAAUGAUGAGCAUUUAAAAUUUGGUAAAAUCUAAAUUCAGUAGAUACAUGUACGAUUUCAUAUAAGCAAUUCAUGUAUUAUUAUAUAGCAAAGUAAAAGGUAUCCUUUUUUUUUUAAUCCUGAGUGCACAAUAACGGACAGAAAAUCUACGUGUAUACUACUGGUCAGUUGAUGAAAU